AGACGGUUUCUCGGCUGAGCUCAACUUUCUGGGUCCGACUCAGCCUUUAAAACGCGCCACGGGUGUUGGUGAAGCGGAGCCGCAACCGCCUCCGGGAACCGGACAGCCGCUCCGUCACCGCCGCAGACGUCACUCUGAUUCCGGGCCUGGGUCUAAUAUUGUCGUGACGAUGGCGGACAGCUCGCACUGCUUCUACUGCCGGGAGGACCUCGGCGGGAAGCGGUUCGUCCGAAGCGAGGGGAAGCCGGUGUGCGUCCGCUGUCACACCAAGUUCUGCGCCAACUCGUGUGCCGAGUGCCACCGGCCCAUCUCUGUGGAGACAAAGGAGCUGAGCCACAAGGGGCGUCACUGGCACGAGGAAUGCUUCCGCUGCACCAAGUGUUACAAGCCUCUGGCCAAGGAGCCGUUCAACACCAAGGACGAGCGCAUCAUGUGUGUGAAGUGCUGCUCCAGAGACGCCGCUCCCCGCUGCCACAGCUGUUAUAAACCCAUCCUGGGAGGGAGUGAGAGCGUGGCGUACAAGGGGAACUCGUGGCACGACGAAUGUUUCAUCUGUUGCAGCUGCAAACGACCCAUAGCGUCGCAGAGUUUCCUUUCCAAAGGCGAGGAUGUUUACUGCAACCCCUGCUAUGACGAGAAGUUUGCCAAGAUCUGCUUCUGCUGCAAAAAACCAAUAACUUCCGGAGGAGUGAACUAUCAAGACCAGCCGUGGCACAGCCACUGCUUUGUGUGCAGCUCCUGCUCCAAGCCGCUGGCCGGGUCCAGUUUCACCACCCACCAGGACCAGGUCUUCUGUGUCGACUGCUACAAGAGCUCGGUGGCGAAGAAGUGCAGCGGCUGCCAGAACCCAAUCACAGGUUUCGGUAAAGGUGUGAACGUCGUGAACUACGAGGGCGGCUCCUGGCACGAAUACUGCUUCAACUGCAAGAGCUGCUCCCUCAGUCUGUCCAACAAACGUUUCGUGGCCAAAGGAAAAGACAUCCUCUGCACUGACUGUGGCAACAGGGAGUGAUGGACAGCUCUUCACCUUCUCUUUUCUGAUCUCUCAGCCCAUCUUUACACAGAGUCCACUUUUCAACUUUCUAUUAUCUAUUUCUCUGAUGUGCGCGGAUGCAAAGAUACGUUUUUGAUGCUUCAAAAUAAUACUUCUAACCAACAGUGUGCUGAGUGAUUUUUCUAUUUUUUUUUUUUUUUUUUACGCCGGUCUGUGUUUCAGUUAAAAAGACUUGAUGAGCUUCUAGUUUGAUGGAAAUUGUCUGUCAUUCAGCACACAGCCAGCAUAAAGUCACUUUCUAUCUAGAGUUUACGUUUUAGAGCCGGUUUUCUAUCCUGCAGGAAGCAUAGUUUAAACCGUAUUUCUUUUGUCCUUCAUUUUAUGAUAUAACGGAUCAUGUUAGUGCCUAUUACGUGUUUUUAUUUUAUUAAUAACAUCCCGCUGUUAAAUAAUCCCUGUCAGUGUCAACUUGUUUUGUAAUUUGCCAAAGAAAAAAGUGCUUUUUAAACUUUCCUAAAGAUUUUUCACUCCUUGUAUGAGGCGCAUUUAUCUGAAACUGAAAUAUGUUUUUUGCUGUGACGCUGAAGUGAAAUUUAAUAAACUUUCUACAUAAUUCA
Fundulus heteroclitus (mummichog) is the source of this 1611-nucleotide messenger RNA. RefSeq names its product four and a half LIM domains protein 1. Gene Ontology annotation, molecular function: transmembrane transporter binding. Bases 170 to 1012 code for a protein of 280 amino acids. Gene Ontology annotation, biological process: muscle organ development. Lineage: Eukaryota; Metazoa; Chordata; Actinopteri; Cyprinodontiformes; Fundulidae. The record is from RefSeq and is a predicted model, not a curated record. The transcript is spliced from 6 exons.